This is a messenger RNA of Abrus precatorius (Indian licorice), 2765 nucleotides long. Its product is annotated as pentatricopeptide repeat-containing protein At5g02830, chloroplastic. Gene Ontology annotation, molecular function: protein binding. Lineage: Eukaryota; Viridiplantae; Streptophyta; Magnoliopsida; Fabales; Fabaceae. The transcript is spliced from 12 exons. Bases 94 to 2553 code for a protein of 819 amino acids. The record is from RefSeq and is a predicted model, not a curated record.
CUUUCAUAUCCAAUCCAAUCCAAAAUCCAAAACCCAUAUAAACCCCUCCAUUUUCACUCUUCUUGCUCCAUUCAAAACGGUUGGCCAAUAAUAAUGAUAGAUUUUGUGAUCCUUGGCUCCUCCUCCAUUGUCACUCCGCUUCCCAACCCACAACAACCACAACACCGCCACCCCAUCAAACCCCACAAGCCUUCUGUCCCAAAGUUCGCUCCUUUUCCUUCUCCUCCUCCCUCUUCGCAUUGGCCCAUUUCCUGCACCCUCCAUGCCCCCUCCACUCUCACCCACUGUGCUGACUCCCACCUCGCUCAAGAAUUUCAAACGGUCAUUGAAGACGUGCUCGAUUCCGGGGUUGACUCUGAACUUCUCGCCAAGGUGGUUCUGUUGGGUAUUCGAGCCAAGAAGGUUAGCACUGUGAUUCACACUCUUAACAAAGUGAAGGGUCUUCACAUUUCUCUGUCUACUCAUCUUCAUGGCUCUGACAUCGAUGCCAUUGCCAAGGAGUGUUGUCACAUGGUCAUGUGUGGCCACAUUGAGGAAGCUGUUGAAUUCAUGGAGGUUCUCGCACGUUUCCAAUUAUCAAUCAGAGAAAUUGUUCAGCCAUCUGACGUAAUAAAACGAUGUGUUCUUAGUCGGAACCCAGUUUUAGCUGUUAGGUAUGCAAGCCUUCUUCCACAUGCACAUAUAUUGUUCUACAACAUUAUAUCUGAAUUUGGCAAAAGGAGGGAUUUAGCGUCUGCUCUGAAAGCAUAUGAUGCAAUGAAGAAAAACUUGAACAGUCCCAAUAUGUACAUAUACCGGGCAAUAAUUGACGCUUGUGGUCCAUGUCGUGAUUACAAGAAAUCUAGGUACAUAUAUGAGGAUUUGCUUAAUCAGAAGAUCACUCCAAAUAUUUAUGUGUUGAACAGUCUCAUGAAUGUGAAUGCCCGUGAUCUGGGCUACACAUUAAAACUAUAUCAAAAUAUGCAGAAUCUUGGUUUAAAACCAGAUAUGACAACCUAUAACAUCCUACUGAAAGCAUGCUGUGUUGCUGGAAGAGUUGAUCUAGCCCAAGACAUUUAUAAGGAACUUAAGCAUUUGGAAUCAGUGGGACAGAUGAAAUUAGAUGUUUUUACCUACAGCACAAUUAUAAAGGUCUUUGCCGAUGCAAAAUUGUGGCAAAUGGCUCUAAAAAUCAAGCAAGACAUGCUGUCUGCUGGUGUUUCUCUUAAUACUGUUGCCUGGUCAUCAUUAAUCAGUGCCUGCGCACAUGCAGGGCUUGUAGAGCAGGCAAUUCAGUUAUUUGAAGAAAUGCUUUUGGCUGGCUGUGAACCUAAUACUCAGUGUUUCAACAUCAUUUUACAUGCAUGUGUUGAGGCUUGCCAAUAUGACAGGGCUUUUCGCUUUUUCCAUUCUUGGAAGGAAAAAAAGAUGUUGUGGUCCUUUGGUGAAGGCGACAAUAGCAAUUUAGAGCAUGGAGGCAUGGGUAAUGCUACUACUAAGCCAAAUGGAAUUUUUAAUUCGCACAUUUUGAGGUUUGCUGAGAGGUUCCCUUUCAUGCCAACUACCACAACAUACAAUAUUUUACUGAAGGCCUGUGGUACCGAUUACUACCAUGCAAAAGCACUAAUCAAAGAGAUGAAAAGAGUAGGUCUUUCUCCAAAUCAAAUAAGUUGGUCAAUUUUGAUAGAUAUAUGCGGAGAAUCAGGAAAUGUGGAUGGUGCCAUUGAGAUUUUGGAAAACAUGGGUGAUGCUGGAAUUAAACCUGAUGUUAUUGCAUAUACAACAGCCAUUAAGGUUUGUGUUGAAAAUAACAAUUUUAAGCAAGCAUUGACAUUAUAUGAAGAAAUGAAAAGCUAUGAGAUACAUCCAAAUUUGGUGACAUAUAACACACUUUUGAAGGCAAGGAGUAAAUAUGGCUCCCUACUUGAGGUGCAACAAUGCCUGGCUAUAUACCAGGAUAUGCGAAAGGCGGGGUACAGACCCAAUGACUACUAUUUGGAAGAACUGAUUGAGGAAUGGUGUGAAGGAGUGAUACAAGAUAACAGAGAAAACCCAGGAGAAUUUUCUUCCAGCAAUAAAUCUGAAUCAGAAAGACCUCAUAGUUUACUUCUUGAAAAAAUUGCAGCACACCUGCUAAAGAGGAUAGCUGACAUCCUAGCGAUUGAUGUUCAAGGGCUCACAAAGGUUGAAGCUCGCUUGGUUAUUCUUGCAGUUCUUCGAAUGAUCAAAGAGAAUUAUGCUUUAGGACAUUCAGUGAACGAUGACAUCUUGAUCAUUAUAGGAGCUACAAAAGCAGAUGAAAAUUCAUCUGAACACUUAUUAGAAGUGCAAGAGGCAAUAAUAAAACUUCUUAGGAAUGAAUUGGGGCUUGAAGUUCUUCCAGCCAGAACCAAAUUUGCACUAACUGACACAGCAAAGAUAGUGAGCCCCAACCUUUCAAAUCUCAACAUAGAAGCCUUGAAAGGAGAGAAUGCAUUACCCUCAACAAUGGUGUGUCAGACAAGGAGACCUGCCGUUCUACUAAGGUUGAAGGUCACCAGAAAAUCAUUAUACAAUUGGUUGCGCAGGAAGUAAGCAAUAAAUAGUAGUUCGACUAGAACUUCUAGGAAUUUUGUACAAAUAUUAGAUUAGUUAUGCCAAAUUUUUUUUUCUCUCAAUGGCUUCUUCAACGUAUAUAUUGUAUGUGGGUAUAGCUGCAUAUGUAUCUAUAACCGAUGUAUAAGCUGUAAGUAACCCAAUGAAUGAUACCCGGUAUCAUGGAAUAAAAUAAUCUUUUUUCUUCUUUA